UUGUGACUUCCUGUGCGCAUCCGGCACGCAUGAUUUUUUGACGCGUUGAGACAAAUUCGUAGUUAAAACGUGUAUUGCUUUAAGAGUUCAAAAUGGUAUCGGUAGAGGAAUUAUAUAAGAAUUUCGGGAUAUUAGCAGACGCUAAAGACAAAGCCGGAGAGCACACCACAGAGUACAUGUCCUUCCUGGAUGCAGUCAAGGGUGCAGCUGGAGAGAAAAGAUUAGCAUCACAGUUCAUUGCAAGAUUCUUCAAAUAUUUCCCAAGUCUUUCUCCAAAAGCAAUCAAUGCACUGUUUGAUUUGUGUGAAGAUAGUGAUGUCAAUAUCAGAAAGCAGGCCAUCAAAGAUUUGCCGUCCCUGUGUAAAGUAAGCCCUGAGCAUGUGCCGAAGAUAGCGGAGGCUCUCACUCAGCUAUUGGCAUGUGAAGAUUCAGCUGAGCUGAGCAAUGUACAGACAUCCCUCUACUCCCUCUUCUCCAUCAAUACCAAAGGUGCCUUGGAGGGAAUAUUCAGUCAAAUUCUAGCCGACCAUGAGGAGGACGAUGUUGUGAGAGACCGAGCAAUCAAGUUCCUGGUGCUGAAACUGAAGACGCUGGGAGAAGAAGCGAUGGACAAACAUGCAGAGGAGUUUAUCAUGACACAGGCAAAGAAGGUGCUGGAUGAUGUUACGAAGGAUGAGUUCAUUGCUGUGAUGGACAUCCUGCGGAACCUGCGAGUGAUGAGCACUGUCCAGGGUAGGCAGCAGCUGGUGGACAUCGUCACUGAGCAGGCCGAGCUUGGACAAGCAUUGGAGGUUACAGAUACAGAUUGUGUAGACAGACUGAUGCAGUGUGUCCGAACUGCCAUCCCCUUGUUCUCUAAAAAUGUUCAUUCCAAGGCAUUUGUUGGUUACAUCUGUGACAACGUGCUUCCCUCCCUGUCCAGCCUGGCCAGUCCUGAGCAAGACGUCAACAUUCAGCUGGAGAUGCUCAAACUCUUUGCAGAAAUCUCAGAGUUCAGUGGGGACAUAGAAAAAACUGAUGAACGACUAGAAAAGGUGUUUGACAGGUUACUGGAAUAUAUGCCAUUGCCACCAUCAGAAGAAAACGACGAGUUGUCAUCAAAUGAGGAACCCAAGCUCAAGUUCUCUUUUGUGGAAUGUUUAAUGUUUGCUUUCCAUCAACUGGCCAGGAAGAGUCCCGAGUUCCUGACAGAUGAAGGCAAUGCAGAGAGGCUGAAAGAUUUCAAGAUCAGGUUGCAGUACUUCGCCCGGGGUGUGCAGGUGUACAUCAAGCAGCUGAAAGCAGCACUGCAGGGCAAGACUGGAGAGACGCUCAAGACAGAAGAGAACAAAAUCAAGGUUGUGGCACUGAAGAUUACCUCCAACAUCAACACACUGAUCAAGGAUCUGUUCCACAACCCACCAUCUUACAAAGCUACCAUCACCCUCUCCUGGAGACCCAUCACAAAAACAGCUCCUGCAUCUACAAACGCUGCCAAUGGAGCUGCUAGCCAGAAGAGAAUCACUCCAAUCACAUUUGACUCGGAUGGGUCUGGAGGAAAGAAAGUAAACAAACAAGGGAGACAACUCUACUCUCCUCCGGGUGGAAAGUUCAGUGAAAAAGCAGGUACCUACCCUCAAGGUCAAGGUCAAGGAGGCCAGGGCGGUCGAGGUCGUGGACGAGGAUCAUACAGAGGCUUUAACCGAGGUCGGGGUCGUGCUUACAGACGGUGGUGAGAAGAUGAUGGAUGUGUGAUGGAGAAGACAGACGUGUAGUCAUGACAACCGGCCACACCGAUCUUCCCCUCCUCACUUACAUACUACAUGACAACAUUGUAGUGAAUCUACACAGUUAAAGUGUCAACGGGAACUUCACAGCCAUUGCCCAGUACAUUAGAGCUUCGAUAUCAAGGCAGCAGGGUGGCUUGGAAGGCGCGCAAAUUUUCUAAUGUUUGUCUUAUGUCCAUUUAAACAGUAUUGACAGAAUAAUCUUGUUUAAAUUCUUCAUACAGAAAAGAAUG
Messenger RNA from Haliotis rubra (blacklip abalone), 1999 nucleotides. Its product is annotated as apoptosis inhibitor 5-like. The transcript has 13 exons. NCBI's taxonomy places the organism in Eukaryota, Metazoa, Mollusca, Gastropoda, Lepetellida, Haliotidae. Gene Ontology annotation, molecular function: RNA binding. Gene Ontology annotation, biological process: negative regulation of apoptotic process. Gene Ontology annotation, cellular component: nucleus. Bases 93 to 1715 code for a protein of 540 amino acids. The record is from RefSeq and is a predicted model, not a curated record.